GUAUAAAACUGGAUGUCGCUCGCGUCUUAGAAAGCAAUCAUGAUCCGAAUUCAAGAAUUUGAGGGGAUGCAAUACUCCCGCGAUGGCACUCCAGCUGAGAUACAGGACUACACCUACUUCAACCAGCAGUAUGCGACCUCGACUCACGAGGAGGAUCACAACAUGCAUCCAAAUCUCAUCGUUCAACCUAGACGAGAUGAAGACGUCGUUAAGGCUGUGAUCUGGGCUAGAGAUAACAAAAUUGCUAUCGCUAUCAAGAGCGGCGGUCACCAGUACAGCGGCGCGUCGUCUACCGGUGGCAGCAACAUUCAGAUCGAUCUUAGCAACACGUACAAGGACCUGAUGGUUAUAAAUCCCCGCGGCCCCAUUGACCAAGAUAGAGCACUGGUGUACGUCGGCGUCAGCAAUCAACUCAAGGACUUCAACGCAUAUCUCAAGCACAACCAAUUGUUCGUCCCGCACGGAGAUUGUGCUUACGUAUGUAUAGGUGGACAUGGCCAAACUGGUGGUUAUGGCCAACUCGGCCGUGGCUUUGGCCUUUUAGGCGAUCACAUCAGAAUCAUUCGCAUGGUCUGCCAUGACGGUGUGAUUCGAGACAUCUCUAAAGAGAACGAUGCCGAGCUUUUCUACGCCAUACUCGGAGGCAGUCCAGGUAAUUUUGGCGUCAUCUCACACUAUACCGUCGAGGUGUUUCAGGCCAAGAGCUACAUGGGGACUUUCACCGGCCCGAACGGAUUCAAGGGGCCGCAUGGCAUCAAAGGACUCUGGAUCUACUCCCCCAAAAUCCUCAAAAACCUUCUUACCGCCGUCGCAGAAAUGGCCGACAACGAAAAUGUCCCGCAAGGCUUUGACCUCACUGUUAACGUCCUCAGCACCGAGUUUCCAAUCGCGAUGCUAUUCCCCACACUGAAUAAUGGUGGUCUUUGGGAACACAUCCAAAACAAGAUCAAGAACACGCUUGCAGAUGAAUUCCUCGAGUGGCUCAAUGGUCGCUUCCCUGCCGUCAUCGUGGUCUACGCCCAAUGGUGCCCGACUAGCAAAGACGACAAGUAUGACGAGAGUGUUGAUCAAUGGUUCAACAAGUUCCGGGCCCUCAAGGGUUUCUUCGAAAAUGAGACUCUCGUCAUCGACGAAUUCGAAGAGGACAUGUCCCAGAUGACUGGAAGAUGGAUCAUCCCCAAGCGGCGAGAGUUUGAUCUACCUUACGUCAAGCGCACCCACUGUACCAACUCGAAGACUCUAGAAAAAGACGGCUGGGUCGACUCUCUGAUUGAUCGCAUCGACUUGAUCUAUAACCCGCACCAGUUGCUCGAUAACAACCCACGGGACAAGGAGUACGAGGUCUACACCCAUUGCAAGCUUGUAAUGCAGGCCCAAUGCUUUGGAGGCGCCAAUUCGCGUUUCUAUUUAAACAAGGAUAACGGCACAUCCUACAGCUGGAGGGACACGUCGGUCGUCCUGACACUAGACUGUUUUCAUGAAGUGGGUGACAAGUAUAGGGAGUAUGCCGAAAAGUGGCAGGCUAAAAAUGACGCUAUUAUGGCUGGUCCCUCUAGCCCGUUUAGUAAGCAGGACAGACGUCUGCUCUGGGGCUCUUAUGGUAACUGGGACUUGGGGGAGCAGGAGGUUUGGAAAUGUUAUUAUGAGGAUGAGGACAAGUACCAUAGACUGGGUAGGGCAAGGGCUAAGGCUGAUCCUAGCGGUGUUUUCACUGCAAACCCUUUUGCUGUUUCGGCUAUUGUACAAGGACACUUGUAA
This is a messenger RNA of Microdochium trichocladiopsis, 1758 nucleotides long. RefSeq lists its product as uncharacterized. The record is from RefSeq and is a predicted model, not a curated record. NCBI's taxonomy places the organism in Eukaryota, Fungi, Ascomycota, Sordariomycetes, Xylariales, Microdochiaceae. Gene Ontology annotation, molecular function: FAD binding; oxidoreductase activity. The transcript has 2 exons. Bases 40 to 1758 code for a protein of 572 amino acids.